Caenorhabditis sp. 36 PRJEB53466 is the source of this 1652-nucleotide messenger RNA. The record is from the annotation of a GenBank genome assembly. NCBI's taxonomy places the organism in Eukaryota, Metazoa, Nematoda, Chromadorea, Rhabditida, Rhabditidae.
AUGAUGAUGCGAAAGAACAUCGAGCUUCAGCUGCAAGCUCUUCAAAUGAUCGAGUUUAUGUGCGGACUGAUCCCGAGUGUUCUCCAGCUGGAGGAAGGAGAAACUCUCCGUCACAUGAAGAAGCUGACGCCGGAAGAAACCGAACGAUAUGUUCUGAUUUCGGUGCUUCGGCACAGUAAAGACGAAUACGAUGCGAUGCAAAAAGGAAGCGACGAACUAGAGCAAGUUGCUCGAGACAGUCGUGCUCAAAGGGAGCAGUUGGAGCAGGACAUCCGCCGAGAGGAAUUUCUUCUCCAGAAGGCUUUGAACGAAGGUGCGAAGAAAAGACAAGGUGCUUCUACCCAAACCAAUGCUCCUCUGUCUGUUGCCGCAAUGAUGGCUUCUCACUUCACAAUCGACAAUGGCACCAGCACUGAUGACAUCAGUUUUGAUCUUGUGGAGAAGCCAAAGCAAGCCACUUCAAGCACUUCCGGAACGAUGACGUCUCCGGAAGCCCGACUGAAAUCUGCAAAGCGGUCGGGCUCUGCUGCUAGAAGGAUCAUUAAGAAUAAUCAAACGAUCGAAACUGGCACAGAACCGGAUGUUUAGAAAUGUCAGAUGUUGCUGUAGGAGGAAGUCAGCAGAAAGAAAAACGUCCGGGAACUGCGAAAGGGCCAAACCAACGAAAGUUCUCGAAAGCAGGCCUUGAAGAUUUAGUUGGAGUCCAGAAUGUGGAACAGCAGAAGAAUGAGCCUUUAAAAGACGUCGAAAAUGUGGACAAGGCGGAUGCUUUAGCGGCAGCUAAUGCCACGAUUGGCAAAGAGCCAAAGGAAGGUCCGUCAACUCGAAAGAAUAAUCGCAAUGAACUCUCUGGUGCAACAGACGGUGUUGCUCAAACUUCUUCUGAUGCAGGUGUGCAAAAGGAGAAAGAGAAGAAGGAAGCCAGCCGUCCUUCAACUCGUAAAUCUAUCCGAAAUGCGGCAUCUGGCACCGUUGACGGUUCUUCGGGAUCUCGCCCAGUCUCUCGUAAGGAUACAACAUCGCAUGAGCCGCGCGCAAAGACUCCGGCUUCAAAAAGCAGUGACGAUCGUCCGACUACAAGACGGUCUUCUGUUGACAAAUUGGCUCCGAAGCGCAAUGAUAGUGUCCCGCGCGAGCGCAGCUUCUCAGUGUCGAAGAAGGACAAGGAUGACUCUAAUAAGAAGCCUCCGAAGUCUAUAGGACCUCUUCGAAGCAACAACUACGACGGAGAGGUGCCUAUGGGAAGACCAGGCUCGCCAGGAAUGGAUCACGGACCGAGGAGAAAGAAUUUGAACGACGUGAAUGUAAGAAAACAAUCUUGAAAACCUUAACGAAACCACACAAUUUCAGUCUCAUCUAGUAGAUCCUUCUCGUCUGAAUAGCUCGGAUGUUCGCUCCCGUGCCCAAUAUCUUCGCGAGCAGCGUGACAAGCUUCUCCAGUUAAAGAACGAGGAAAGAAUCAAGCAGAUGAAUGUGGGGACAAAAUCAUAGAAAAAGGACUGAUUUCUAUUUUUCAGGAUAUUCAACGAACCACUGUUGAAAGACCGCGAACUUCCCGCGCGGCUCGUGGAUUUCUCGACAAGAAAGAGGCGGAAGAGAUUAGAAAAGAGAUCAAUGAUAAGUUGAAGACCGAAAUUCUGACUUUGAACUGA